AUGUCUAGUCCUGGCAGUAUGCCUCGUGUUGGUACCUGGCCUCGAAGAGCUAGCAAAUUUUUUGCCUUAUCAACAGCAGCUUUCCAAAGCGUCGCCGCCUUGCUUUACAUGAAAGUUUUGAUAUUCCAAACGAUUGAAAGGUGGUCCAUUUCAAGCGAAAAGUCGUCAGCCAAGCGAGAGCAAAUAUGCUUAAUGUUAAUUGUUAUUCGGAAGCUCCUUCAUCGUGUUAGACCGUCAAUCAUAUUAAGCUUUGCAAAACUUUCACGUGGAGUGAACAGCAAUCGAACAACUUUAAUGUGGAGAAGUGAGUAUAUUAAGGUGCACCAUAGUUCACACCAAAUGCUACUCUAA
Molecule: messenger RNA, 351 nt
Organism: Peronospora belbahrii
Lineage: Eukaryota; Oomycota; Peronosporomycetes; Peronosporales; Peronosporaceae
Source: the annotation of a GenBank genome assembly